GGCCGCGCCGGCCGCCGUCGGGCCGCGGCCGCCAUGGAGUUCCCGGACCUGGGCGCGCACUGCUCCGAGGCGGCCUGCAAGCGCCUGGACUUCCUGCCCCUGAAGUGCGACGCCUGCGAGCAGAUCUUCUGCACCGACCACAUCGCCUACGCGCAGCACAGCUGCACUUCGGCCUACAAGAAGGAUGUGCAGGUCCCCGUGUGUCCUCUCUGCAACACCCCAGUCCCUGUGAGGCGGGGGGAGAUGCCCGAUGUCGUGGUGGGGGAGCACAUUGACCGUGACUGCAAGUCUGACCCUGCACAGCGCAAGCGCAAGAUCUUCACCAACAAGUGUCUGAAGCCUGGCUGCAAGCAGAAGGAGAUGAUGAAGGUGAUCUGUGACCAGUGCCACAAGAACUACUGCCUCAAGCACCGGCAUCCCCUGGACCAUGACUGCAGUGGGGCAGGGCGUCCCCUCUCCAAAGCUGGUCACGCUGCAGUUGCAAGAGCCGAGGCAUCCUCCGCCAAAGCAGUCACUGCGUCGAGCAGCGGAGCUUCCCGGCAAGCAGACAGCCCCUCUGUUCCAGCCUCUGCCAGAGGAGGCAGACCAGCCAGCUCCCAGACUCACAGCACCUCCCCUCCAGCUGUCAUGCUGCAGAACGGACUGAGUGAGGAAGAGGCACUGCAGCGAGCUCUGGAGAUGUCACUGGCAGAGUCAGCACUCAACUCUGAGCAGCCACCCAGCAGCACGCAGGAAGAGGAAGAUCUGGCGCUGGCCCAGGCACUGUCAGCAAGUGAAGCUGAGUACCAACAGCUACAGCGGCAGAUGCACGGUUCAAAGCCAUCAAACUGCAGCAUGUCCUAGGCCUGCAAGGCAGGGUGUGCCAGCGGAUGUGGGACCUGCUUGUGACCCAAGGAAUGGCUGUGGCCUACCAGUUGGAUGCUGUGUGGUUCUGGCCUGCAUACUGAUAAUAAGAGCCCUUUGCCAGGGACAAAUGAUCUCCUUGGGGGCUGUAAGCAAGCUACUAACCACACCCUGGCAGCAUAGGCCUGUAGAAAAUUGGUGCAGCAAAUUGCUGACGCUCCUGGAGAAGUGGCAACUGUGGGACAAGGCCCAGCGCGGACUGACCAAAGCAAGCAGCUGCCCAUAGUGUGCACUUUGCCUACAGCUGCUGUGGCUGUGUCCCAGGGCUGCAGUGCCCGGGGGACUAUGUGGUGUAGAUGGAAGUGAGGGCACAGCUAGUCUGGAGGGGAAGAGUUGCAUGGGGCCAUUUCUGUGUGCUUGGACAUACAGUUGAGAUGUAUCUGCCAGUAACAGGGGCCUGGAUUUCAUCCUCUGGGGAGGGUCCAACCAACCUCUCAGCAGACAACAGCAGUGCCUGGAAAGGGGUCUCACCAUGCGCGUGGCACAACUGAACCUUGAAGGGCCGUGCCCUUCCCCACUCCUCAUGUCCUCAGUGCCUCCCCUGCUGUUUGCAUGCACAAGAGCACAUUGGGCCUUACCUAGCUCAGCUUGGGACACUCGUGUUUGCACAGGGCGAGGACCUCUCUGAGGCUGAAUGAAGGCAUGUUUCCUUUCUAGUUUAAAUUUACAAGGACUGUUAACUGAAAA
Messenger RNA from Rhea pennata, 1590 nucleotides. RefSeq names its product zinc finger AN1-type containing 2B (gene ZFAND2B). Lineage: Eukaryota; Metazoa; Chordata; Aves; Rheiformes; Rheidae. The record is from RefSeq and is a predicted model, not a curated record. Gene Ontology annotation, biological process: protein targeting to ER; proteasome-mediated ubiquitin-dependent protein catabolic process. Gene Ontology annotation, cellular component: cytoplasm; endoplasmic reticulum. Gene Ontology annotation, molecular function: zinc ion binding. Bases 34 to 843 code for a protein of 269 amino acids. The transcript is spliced from 9 exons.